Neolamprologus brichardi is the source of this 2608-nucleotide messenger RNA. The record is from RefSeq and is a predicted model, not a curated record. Lineage: Eukaryota; Metazoa; Chordata; Actinopteri; Cichliformes; Cichlidae.
CCUAUACAGGCCGCCGUAGGGAAACAAGGAAGUAGACAGAAUGAACAACAUAAAAACAGAAGUCGGUUGUUUUAUUUUUGAUUGAAUGCGUAUUUACGCCUGUAAUCGACUCCAGAUUGUUUUCUACGUUUCUACAUUUGCUUUGUAGUAUAUUUAAAAGCUUCUCGGUCUUUAUUUAAUAUAUAUGUGUUUAUUUCGGUAAUGCUAACCUUCUUAACUGGCUCGUUAGCAGCGGUGACAGGUGACAGGUGCUGUUAUUAAUAUGGUGCAGAACGUGUUUCGGAGCGGCUUUCUGGUCCGGGUCGCUCACACACUGCUCACCUGGAUCAUAACCGUCAUUCUGUUCCUGCACAACACUAGCUUGCGGAGAUGUGAGGAGCAGGGAGAGCUGCUGCUGCCGGCUCUCUUCUUCUUGCUGGUCGUUCUGUCAGUGCUGUUGUACUUUGCCGUUUCCCUGAUGGACCCCGGCUUUGUGCUCAAUGACACUGUCAAGGGCGCUCAGAGUCCGAAUGAAGAAAUGGAGGCGAUGAUCCCUCAGUCAUCGACCCCUCGUUUGAGGCGCUGUGGAUACUGCCUGCUGCAGGUAACCAGCUGCUGCCAGCUGCUGCCAGCUGCCAAAUUCCAGUGCUCACCAAUUUAUUCCUGUUGUGUAAUUUCCUUGUGUUUCAGGUCAGGCAUUUCUCCUGCUCUUACGUGGGAGCAGUGGUUCAGGGUGAAUGGCUUUCUGCUGGCGGCGUUGUGCAUAGUCGGGAUUUUCUCCGUGGUUGUGGUGGUGCUGCUAGGCUCCCACUUGUACCUGAUUUCUAUCAAUUGCACCACCUGGGAGUUCAUGUCCCGCCACAGGAUCUCGUACCUGAAGACCUGCAAGGACGAGGAGAAUCCGUUCGACCGUGGCGUCCUCUGCAACCUGUGGGAUUUCUUCUGCAUCUGCAGGACGGUGAUGUGGGAGAAGGUUUACCACAGAAACACGCUGAAUCCAGUCUGACCCCACAGAGGCUGGAGUCAACUAAUCUCUGACUGGUUUUGUAUUUUUACAAAGAUGAAGACAGGAGAAUGAGGAAGUGUUUGUCUUUAAUUGUUUUAUCCAGAUACAAAAAUCAAAAGGAAACGUUUUGGACUGAAACAGCGGACCGUCACAGGAGGAUUGUAAUCACUCUGGUGCUCCCAGCAGUUUCCUGUUCUUGUUUUCAUGUAACAAAUUAAUCCAAACCUCAGAGGUAUCUGUGCGCAGUGUUGCCUUAACACAAUCUCUUUACCUGUAUUUACAGUUAACAUUGAAACACACGUUCAGUGUUGGUGUUUCACCGUGUGAUGCGCAACAGGUUUGCGUGUGGGGGUGUUUUUGACUUGUGUCACUGGCACCGUUUGAUUAUUCCAGCUACACUUUGAGAAGGUCAGCGGACGUAAAUAAAUAAAAAGAACCUGAUAGUCUGCACGCAGUCGUAACUGUUGAUAGUUUCACACAUAUGGAAAGGAUAAUUGGAGUUGGACCUUGUUUCAGUCUCAGCCCCUCGUUAGUGCUGCCUGUGAUUUUAUGAACCAAAAGAUGCUCUUAGUGUUAACGGCACAUUAAAGGGCUCAUUUUUAUUCUUGGAUUCUAGACUAGCUUUCCAUGAUUCACGGCUCAAAAUAAUCUUUGGUACAGCCUCUCAGUUCGUUCUCUGUCUGAAACGAGCUGCUUUAGCUCCUCCCUCUUUAAACCAGUUGCCUUCUGUUUGGCUGUUAUCUGCAAACAGAAGGUUUGAACACCCAGUGGGCGGGGCUUUUAAGCUAAAAGAGCAUAGGCUGUGUAUAGAAGUUGGAUUUAGUUGAUGUGAUGUGACCACUGGUUUGCAAAGGCUCGUCUUAAACACUUUCCCCCAUAAACAGGACAUCUGAACACUUAAUGAAGAGUCAUUCUUCGUCUAGCUAUCGUCUUUGCUUGUUGAAAUGAGACACCAGUCACAAAGCAAACCACGCUGCAUCAUCAUCAUCAUCAUAUAUAUACAAAGAACAGAAGAAAAGUUUGAAUCUGAGCAUUAAGAGCAGUCUGAAAUCUCAGCUUUUGGCUCUCAGUUAUGUUUGACUCUUCAGUCAGAAAGAGGAAAAGAAGGAAAAGCAGAUCCAUGUUAAGUAUUUUCUGAAUGUCAAACUGAGCUCUCUUGCCUUGAAGUUAGGUGGUGUUUAAAAUAUCAGUGUACAAAUGGCACAUAAGUUGUUUGGGUUUUUGUUUGUUGAAUAAAAGAGAAAAAUAAGCACUAAAUGUGAUUGAAACACUCAGGUUUGGUCACUGCUCUCUGUAAAGCAGGGUUGUCAAAUAUAAGGCCCGGGGGCCAGAAUUGGCUCGGCAAAGACUCCAAUCUGGUCCACGUGUGAAAUUCGUAACGCUGACAGAAGGGAGCAUUUAAAGUUUAAAUAAGUUUGACAUCCCUGCUGUGAAGGUUUCUGUUGUUACGUGAUGAGAGUGGUGACCCCACAUUAUUUACACUAAAUGCCUUUAAACCUGCUGAUGUUUGGUACCCGCCUGUAAACUGAUGUCAGUAAGUUCAUUUUUUACCAAGUUUUAACUGUAAUGUUCUGUUUGUAUUUAUUGACGACAAAGAGUACAUUAAAACACAGAUGAUAUGCA